Messenger RNA from Zalophus californianus (California sea lion), 4103 nucleotides. It is a transcript of the gene UPF3A, whose product is annotated as UPF3A regulator of nonsense mediated mRNA decay. NCBI's taxonomy places the organism in Eukaryota, Metazoa, Chordata, Mammalia, Carnivora, Otariidae. The transcript has 12 exons. The coding region runs from base 130 to 2007 and encodes 625 amino acids. Gene Ontology annotation, cellular component: nucleolus; cytoplasm. Gene Ontology annotation, biological process: positive regulation of translation; nuclear-transcribed mRNA catabolic process, nonsense-mediated decay. Gene Ontology annotation, molecular function: telomeric repeat DNA binding. The record is from RefSeq and is a predicted model, not a curated record.
CUAUUUUAUAUCUCAUUCACUAUACCUUGAAAUUUGUAUUAUAAGAUUUCUUUAAUGUUCAGAAUGUCGUCAAACCUGAGUUCUAAAAUUCUGUGAUUUUUGUGAAGCCAUUUCUUAGAAACUUUGUUCAUGGCAGGAAGUAAAGAGGGGCACCAGGGUGGGGUGGCCCAGUCAGUCGGGCGUCUGCCUUUGGCUGGGGUCCUGAUCUCGAGGUCCUGGGAUCGAGUCCCCUGUUGGUCCCUAAUUUCCCGCUGGCCGCCUACUGGGCGAGGCCUUUCCACCCCUCGCAGGCCCCAGACCCUCCCGAGACCCGACUACCCGCGCCAGUCGCGCUUUGCCAAUCCCGUGCACUCCCGGGCCGGAGGUCCGGGUCCGGGUCCGGGUCCGGGUCGGGGGUGCUGGACGUGGAGCAUCAUGGGCCCGGGGGGGAGGGGCGGUGGCCCAGUUCUCGCGACAUUUCGGCCCGGGCGGGAGGCAGCAGCGACUUCCCGGCGGGUGCGAGAUGCGCUCAGAGAAGGAGGGAGUGGGAGGCUCCGGGGUAGCCGUUGCUGCGCGGGGCCCGAGCGGGAGAGAAAAGCUGUCGGCUGUGGAAGUCCAGUUCCGCCGGGAGUCGCCGCGGCGAGAACCAGAGGGGCCACCAGCCUCGUCCUUCGACUGUGGGGGCGGUACAGGCAAACCUCGCGAGGAGAGGAAGACGGUUCUGAGCAAGGUGGUGAUCCGGCGGCUACCUCCCAGCCUCACCAAGGAGCAGCUGGAGGAGCAGCUGCACCCGCUGCCCGCGCACGACUACUUCGAGUUCUUCGCCGCCGACCUCAGCGCCCCCACCCUCUGGGAAGACAGCCUCCGCAGGAAGAACCCGGAUCCAGCCCUCAGGAGCCCUGUGCUCGCGCCCGCCGACCGCUUCUUGUCUCGGGCCCUUUCACGCCGUGGUGGGCGCGGAACACGUCCGCGUCUUCGCGUAGGGACGAGGAGAAAGCCGACCUUAGUCUUUACCCUCAUCUUUAUUCAAGAGCAUACAUUAAUUUUAGAAAUCCUGAUGACAUCCUUCUCUUUAGAGAUCGUUUUGAUGGCUAUAUCUUCAUUGACAGUAAAGGCUUAGAAUAUCCUGCAGUGGUAGAGUUUGCCCCAUUCCAGAAGAUAGCCAAAAAGAAACUAAAGAAAAAAGAUGCCAAAACUGGAAGCAUUGAAGAUGAUCCAGAAUAUAAGAAGUUUUUGGAAACUUAUUGUGUGGAGGAAGAGAAACCUAAUGCCAAUCCCGAAACUCUUCUGGGAGACAUAGAGGCAAAGACAAGAGAACUUAUUGGUGGUUGUGACAGUGUCCAGGAUGCAGCAGCUGUCUCUAGAAGAACCACACCUCUUUUGGAAUAUAUUAGAAAUAGAAAAUUAGAGAAGCAGAGAAUUCGAGAAGAGAAGCGAGAAGAGCGAAGGAGGAGGGAGCUGGAGAAGAGGCGUUUACGGGAAGAAGAAAAGAGAAAGAAGAGAGAAGAGGAGAGGUGUAAGAGGAAAGAGGCAGACAGACAGAAGAGAGCUGCUGAGAGAGAAGUAAGGAUUAAGCUUCUUAAGAAACCAGAAAAGGGGGAGGAACCAACUGAGAACCCAAAAGAAAGAGGAGAGGAAGUGGAUAUUGGAGAUGGAAAACGGGAGCCCUAUGCUGUCCUGAAGUCCACGCCCUUGGGGGGCUUGCUGGAGGAGCCCAGGGAAAAGAUCGGCCGGCCUUGCAGCUGUACCAGCCAGGAGCUCGCAUCCGAGCACAAGAAACUGCCGGGGGGAUCUCUAUGGAGGGCCGUGAUGGAAGCAGGGGUGAGGCUGAAGAUUCGGGACGGUCCAGUUCCCAGCAGAGUGAAGAGGCAGGGUUUUCAACAGCUGUCCAAUAUCCUCCAAAUCAAGAAAAGAGAAGAUCUGAGGACUAUGUUGUCAGGCAUGCCAACUAACAUCAAAUUUUCCUUGACAGAAAUUCAGAGAAUAAUCCAAUACUUCUUUCCCAAACACUUUCCACAUCUGACCUAAAUAUCAGCGAGAGAGACAAGACAAACCAGGUUAUGACAGGCCAACUCAAUCCCACCCACUCUCAAAAGAAGUCACUUGAUUUUAAAAGUUCCUGGGCUUCUUCACAAAGGGAAUAAAGCCAUAUUCCCACUGAAAAGAUGGUCACAUUAAGGAAUUCCAACUUUGCUUCGUUGGAAUUGAUAGACUCUCACCUUAAUGACAUUCUUCACGUUUAGUCCAACAGCAGCUCUUUGAAGGCAGUUUUAUCACUCUGGGACGUGUAUUCAUUCAUUCAUCACAUCUGCACUGAACGCCUGUGUGGGAAGGUGGCACUUUUGUAGGUGUCCAGCCUACAGCAGUGAGCGAAGUAGACUGCCCCUGACUUCUCAGGGCUCACACCCUUCCUUAAACACACAAGGCACAGAAACCCCAAAAAGGUAGGGUCUUUCUCAAGUCUUCCAGGUCAUAAAUGGCAAAACCGGACCCCCUAGAUCAAUCAGGAACCCUUCACCUGAGAUCCAUGUUGAGUGGUCCUGUGACGCUGCUGCUGCUCUGGCCAUCCACGGGCUCCCUAGCUUAGUCUCACCAUGUUAGCGAUAAGCAGGUCAUAUAGUUUUUUAUUCUGUGGACUGGUCUAUAGUCUCUGUUAAGCUUUUGUCAGAUCCUCAAAGGAACAACUUUUUUAAAAAUUUAAGUCUCCUCCAUUAGGCUCUCCGUAAUCCAGGACUAAUCUGUUUUCACAGUCAUCUUGCCAUAAACAUAACAUGGAGAGAUUCAGUAUUCUAGGCAAAAACUGUCACCUAAAGUAACAGACACUUGAUAUGUAUUCUGUCUCCUCUGCUAGGGAGCCCUGUGACCCCUGUCACCUGCUUUCCUGUGAACAGAAUCCCUGGCAGCCUGCCCCCGUCUGAUCAGUGCUGCCCCCAGGCACAGCCAGUCUGCUCCGGGCCUGUGCAGGGUUGACUAUCCCUGGUCAGUGCAGAGAGGCAACAGGGCAGACCCGCUGUGUCCUGUAUGUGGCCAAGGAGGCCCAAGGGGAGUCGGACCCCAGGCUCCUGACUGCAGUGGUAGAACCGCGGGACCGGCUCACCCUUGAAGCCCACCCCCUGUGGACUCCUGUUGGGUGAAGGGGUAUUCCUUGUUGUUGAAGCUGUUUAGUGACUGUGUCUGUUACUUGCUGUCAAAUCUGAUCCUGAUGGACAGGUUUGGUUUUGUGUGAAUGUGAGAAAGCUUUCACCUCAAGGAAACCCAUUGCUUGCCCAGCAAUAAGUGUGAAACCCCACCCCCAGCAGCUGCUGGGGGGCUUGUUAGAAAUGCACAUUCCCAAGCGCUGCCUAAGAACUUGUGGUAAUUUAGGGCCCAGCUCUCAUCUUCCAGGUGGUUCUGAGGCCUCAAGAGAUCCUCUUCACCCCACCGUGUUUCCUGUAAGAACCAGAGGCCACGCAGUGCACAGCCAUGACCUCCUUUUAUAAAUAGCUGCAAAGAAACAACCCGAAGGCUUGAGGUUGUAAUGUAGAACCAACUGAUAGGUUGUAAUGUGGUAAAGCUAUGGUUCCUCUUGAAACUUUGCUAGUUAAACAAGAAAUAUUUAGGGGUGCCUGAGUCAUUGAGUCGGUUAAGUGUCUGACUCCUGAUCUCAGUUCAAGUCAUGAUCUCAGGGUCCUGGGGAUCGAGCCCCAAUUCGGGCUCUGUUCUCAGCGCGGUCUGCUUAUCCUUUUUCCUCUGCCUCUCCUUCCACUCAUUCGUGUGUGCGUGCACUCGCUCUCAAAUAAAUAAAAAUCUUGAAAAAAAACCCCACAAAUAUUUAGAAAAAUAUGAAGUCCUCCAAGUCUUCCUGGAACCUAAGCAUUUCCAUUUAAUACACAUUUCAGUAACCCUCUUUUGCUUCUUCUAAGAGGUGAAUUACAGGUUCUACCUUCUAGGAAUAAGGGACAGGGCCACAUCUUCUCCCUUUCACACCACAAACACCCUCACCUGCCCAGGGCAGCCCUACACCCUAUACCCCUACUUCAUUUCCUUCAAUGAAGAUACACUUUUCUGGGUGUGUAUGUCAUGCCGGGACAGAUGCUGCAUGCUCUGGUUACGAAGCACAAGAGUUUUGCUGAUACUGAGCUCUC